Pipistrellus nathusii (Nathusius's pipistrelle) is the source of this 1041-nucleotide messenger RNA. NCBI's taxonomy places the organism in Eukaryota, Metazoa, Chordata, Mammalia, Chiroptera, Vespertilionidae. The record is from the annotation of a GenBank genome assembly.
AUGGACCAGUACUGCAUUCUUGGUCGCAUCGGGGAGGGCGCCCACGGCAUUGUGUUCAAGGCCAAGCACAUAGAGACUGGAGAGAUCGUUGCCCUCAAGAAGGUGGCCCUGCGGCGGCUGGAGGAUGGCAUCCCCAACCAGGCCCUGCGGGAGAUCAAGGCCCUGCAGGAGAUCGAGGACAAUCAGUAUGUGGUGCAGCUGAAGGCCGUAUUCCCGCAUGGGGCAGGCUUUGUGCUGGCCUUCGAGUUCAUGCUGUCAGACCUGGCUGAGGUGGUGCGCCACACCCAGAGGCCGCUCGCCCAGGCACAGGUGAAGAGUUACCUGCAGAUGCUGCUUAAGGGUGUCUCCUUCUGCCACGCCAACAACAUCGUGCAUCGGGACCUGAAACCAGCCAACCUACUCAUCAGCGCCUCAGGCCAGCUCAAGAUAGCGGACUUCGGCCUGGCCCGGGUCUUUUCCCCAGAUGGCAGCCGCCUCUAUACGCACCAGGUGGCCACCAGAUGGUACCGAGCCCCCGAGCUCCUGUAUGGUGCCCGCCAGUAUGACCAAGGGGUCGACCUGUGGGCCGUGGGCUGCAUUCUGGGGGAGCUGUUGAACGGGUCCCCGCUUUUCCCAGGGGAGAACGACAUCGAACAGCUCUGCUGUGUCCUUCGCAUCUUGGGCACCCCUAGCCCUCAAAUCUGGCCGGAGAUCACGGAGCUGCCCGACUACAACAAGAUCUCUUUUGAGGAGCAGGCGCCGGUGCCCCUAGGGGAGGUGCUGCCGGACGCCUCUCCCCAGGCCUUGGACCUGCUGGGGCAGUUCCUCCUCUACCCUCCACGCCAGCGCCUUGCAGCCUCUCAGGCCCUCCUGCACCAAUACUUCUUUACAGCUCCCCUGCCUGCCCACCCUUCGGAGCUGCCAAUUCCCCAGCGCCCGGGGGGACUGGCCCCAAAGGCCCACCCAGGGCCUUCCAACGUCCAUGACUUCCAUGUGGACCGGCCCCUCGAGGAGUUGCUGUUGAACCCAGAACUGAUUCGGCCCUUCAUCCCGGAGAGUUGA